Messenger RNA from Sander lucioperca (pikeperch), 3665 nucleotides. RefSeq names its product RAB33A, member RAS oncogene family (gene rab33a). Gene Ontology annotation, cellular component: endosome; Golgi apparatus. Lineage: Eukaryota; Metazoa; Chordata; Actinopteri; Perciformes; Percidae. The transcript has 5 exons. Gene Ontology annotation, molecular function: GTP binding; GTPase activity. The record is from RefSeq and is a predicted model, not a curated record. Gene Ontology annotation, biological process: Rab protein signal transduction. The coding region runs from base 469 to 1314 and encodes 281 amino acids.
UGUGAGGACGAGAUUGUGUCUGUGUGUGAGGGAUUGUUCGACACAGUGAGCGGGGUGUGUGUGUGUGUGUAUGUAUGUGUGUGAGAGACAUUGACUUAGAGAGGGUAAACAGGAUUGUUUGGUAUUUCUGUCUGCAGUCUGAAAUCAACAGACAGGGAGUGUGUGUGUGCACGUGCAUGCUGUAUGUGUGCACAAGAGUGUGUGCGCGUUUCAUGUUGUAUUUUUUGCUGUUAAUCAAAAUGGAAGAAAAGCAGCUCUAACACAACAGCACUUUGCACAGCUUCAGACGGCCACUCAGCUGCUGAAGGAGAGCGGCGUUGGUAUUGUUGCAUCUCUGGUCUCCUCCUUCCUUCCUUCCUCCUCCUCCUCCUUCCCCCUCCCUUCACUCAUCCACCCAUCCGUCCACCCGUCCACUCCCUCUCCUCUCCACACACGCACACCGAUUUUCGCAUCGCCUCCUCCGGCACAAUGACCAACGAUUCUCCGGAGGAGGAGACCCGAGCUCCGCGCGGCGGCGGAGGAGAAGGAGGAGGAGGAGGAGGAGAUGGAGGAGGGAAAGGAAUCACACGAAGGAACCCAGCGGACGACAAUGUGACCAUCCUGACAUCCUCCAUGGAUUUCCAAAGAGCCGGCCGGAGCCGAGCCAGCAGCAGCAGCAACAACGAUGCCGCCUCGAGCAUCACAUCCUCCCUGGAGCUGAGCAUCCAGACGCGGAUCUUUAAGAUCAUCGUCAUCGGGGACUCCAACGUGGGGAAGACGUGCCUCACCUUCCGCUUCACCGGGGGGAGCUUCCCCGACAAGACCGAGGCCACCAUCGGCGUGGAUUUCAGGGAGAAGGCGGUGGAGAUCGAAGGGGAGACUAUCAAGGUGCAGGUAUGGGACACAGCAGGCCAGGAGCGCUUUCGUAAAUCCAUGGUGGAACACUACUACCGCAACGUCCACGCAGUGGUCUUUGUGUAUGACGUCACCAAGAUGACUUCCUUCCGCAACCUACAGACAUGGAUAGAGGAGUGUAAUGGCCACCGGGUCUCAGCAUCAGUACCUCGAGUCCUGGUGGGAAACAAGUGUGACCUCGUGGAGCACAUACAGGUGCCCUCCAACAUGGCGUUGAAGUUUGCCGACUCUCACAACAUGCUGCUGUUUGAGACGUCGGCCAAGGACCCGAGGGAGAGUCAGAACGUCGACUCCAUCUUCAUGUCGAUCGCCUGCCGCCUGAAGGCCCAGAAAUCCCUGCUCUACAGAGACGUGGAGAGAGAGGACGGGAGAGUCCGACUCACACAAGAGACUGAAACAAAGAGUAGUUGUCCUUGUUGAGGAAAAGGAGGAGUGGGAGGCAUAAUGGAAGGGGGAAGAGAGAAGAGUAACUGUACAUGUGAAAAAAGAGGAGGAGAGGGAGGAUGGGAGAGUGAGGCUAAAAACAAGAGUCUUUUAAAUUACGUGCAACUUUUCUGGUUUUGGAGGAGGAAUGAGGCUGACACUAAGCAAUGUGUUUCAAGGAAGCGGAUGGAGGAGGAUAGGGUGGAGAGAGAGGGUGCUGAAGAUAGAGAGAAAAGAGGACAAAGGGAUUCAUUGACCAUUCAGAAAUGAGUCGACGUUGCCGUUUAGACUACAGCAUAGCGUAGAAAUUCUUCCAUCUUUUCAAACAUAGACAGAAACUGAGUGAAUAUACUUUCAGCGUGCCCAGUGCACAGGCAAACAAAAAGCAAGAGAUGGGUCAUUUGGGGUUUUACAACAAACAGUCUUGAUGCAAGUGCUGUUUAUGACAGCCAUUGCUAACAGCAACAUACUGAGGCAACAUAUUUGAACACAGUCUCAUUUUUGUUGCCUUGUCCUGAUUGAUUUUCAUCCACAUCCUAGCUGAAAGCAGUAUUUCACAACCUAUGUCCACUGCCUUAAAAAAAGCUGCCUCUGUCUUGGUUUUAAGAACUCAGUCAGGCAAAAAUAGCAUAGAGGUUUCAAGUGGUUUAACCUACUCCAUGAUGACCGAAUAACUCUUUUUGUCUCCGAAUUUUCCAUAUCUAUAUGAGUCAAUCCUUCAAGAGCAGGACAGUUGACUUCAAAUCACUGUGAGAUCAUGAAUACAGGGGAUGGAUGGGGAAACGCUUCCUAGACAAACGUAAUGUGGAUAAAAUAUGGGGCAAAAAAAAUACCAGGUUAGCUCGAAGGACCAAUUCAGGAAGACCUUGACAACAAGGUUUCCUGAGAAAAAAUGGAGCAUCUAGAGGUUGUCAGGCAGCGUGUCACAUAUUGAUUUAGAGGCUGUAAAAGAUCCUCUUGCCCUUAUGCAGGAGAAAUGCACUCCGUCAUCUAGCAUCUAAUCCUGACGUAAACAUAUCCCCUCUAUGCUAACCUUCUGCCACAGUGGCUUAUCCAGCUUUCCUUUGUGUGCAAAUGCAAAAACACCCAGUUUUUUUGGGUGACUUCAAGCUAGCCAGUACAGCAGGCUAUUAUCAUGAACCAUUCGUAGAUAUAGUUACUAAAAGUAAUGCACCGUAAUUCGUAUGUAAUCCACAGAUUUAUUGCUGUGUGCACCACAGUAACUGCCGCUGUAUAAGACUGCUCUAGUGCGCGUAGGGAGGAAGUCGGGGUGGAUGGGUGGUCAUAAAAAACAUGGCUUUCAAGCGGUUGUGUCCUCAGAGUACUACUUGAAGGGACCAUUUUAAAAUCUUAAAAUGGUAUCUUGUCAUUUUGGUGCCUGAACUUAACUGUCCCCGCCACACGACGGUCCCUUUUUGUCGACUAAACUUAACCGCAACGGCCUCUGAAAUGACCGGGCACCUCGCGAUGACCGGUACCUGUCUCCCAGUAAUCUUUUCUUUGCCAAAUAUAACUGCGAAGACUGCUAAACUCAACUGUCGUGUGACCGGUCGUCACGUGACCGGCCGGCGGUCGUCUAAUUCCGUAGGAUAUCACACAAAUUGGUGUGCAUACGUUUUUGUGUACGAUAUCACAGGAACCCGUUCAUUAGAAUGCUGACAUUGGCAGCAAUUCAAAAUAUUCUGUAAUGCACUUUUUUUCAAAGUAAAACCCUUCUUUCUGUCUUAGAUGAUGUGCUCUCCACAUCAAUAUCACUGCCUCAAGUCUCAGAGGGGACAGGAAACACGACAGAAAACUGUGACCCCCUGUAUACAUAAUGGAUAUAUUUAUACUGCUACACAUCCUGAGCCUGGGUGUGCGGUAUGAGUGGACUUUUCAGCCUGGUGUCUGUAUAAGGGAACGAGUCCAGGUGUGUUCGAGCCAUGGAUGAUAUACAGGCUGCAUGAAACACUGUAGUAAGCCAUAUUUAUUAUUAACCCUACAGAGAUGCUUUGCAUUGAGAUAGCUCCCAGCUGGGUUGUGGAUGGACGAACACACUGUACAUAACUCAGAGUUGGAGCUAUGAAGCCGUUGUAAUAAUAAGGCAUCAAUCCACGCACCUGACUGUGCCGCUGUCACUUUGAUAUAGCAGCACACUUGCCAUAUCUUACCCUAUUUUAACAUUGUAGCCUACUUUUGCGAUCCUAUAAAUAUAUUUGGAUGCCAUAUGUAAAAGAAAAUCAGAUCAGUGAACAUUUCAGACCGUUGUUCCCUCCAAGCUGACAGUCUGAUGGUGUCCUAAUUAAUUCACCUCACUGAGUGAUUUAAACACUGCAAAUCCAAGUUAAAUCCAUACAGCUAUUGUCUGA